AGGCGCGCGCCCUGGCUCGGUGGCCCGCACGCGCGCUCCCUUCCCUCGGUCUCCUCGCGCCCCGGCGCGCUCCCCGGUGCCAGGGCCAGAGGGAGGGGAGGAGGGCGCGCGCCUGUGUAAUGCCAGGAGGACGGGCUAAGCCCGCCGCCGAGUUACACAACCAGUCAGGGCAGAUCGCGCUGCAAAUGUGACUUUCCCCAAGUCAGCCGAGCUCUGGGCAGCCCGCAGCAGCCCAGCCCUGGCCCCGGCCGAGCCCCUGCCCCUGCUCUGGACGCUUCGCUGCAGCGGUGGCUGGACGAGACUCGCAUGACAUGUUUCCUCUGGGCAGUGGCACUGGGUGGCGUGUGGUGACCCCCGAGGCUGGGAGAGCACCGCCCGGGAGCUCCUCCGCCGGUGGCAACGCAUCCUCCUCCUAGACGGGAACCCUGUGUUGUGUAAACGAGCUGAUGGAUGAAGAUGAGAAGGACAGGGCAAAGAGGGCAUCACGCAACAAAUCUGAAAAGAAAAGGCGAGAUCAGUUCAAUGUCCUCAUCAAAGAGCUCUGCACGAUGCUGCAGGGUCAUGGCCACCCUCUCAAGAUGGACAAGUCCACAAUAUUGCAGAGGACCAUUGACUUCUUACAGAAACAGAAAGAAAUCACAGCACAGACCGAGGCCGGUGAGAUUAGACAAGACUGGAAGCCUUCGUUUCUUAGCAAUGAGGAGUUCACCCAGUUGAUGUUAGAGGCAUUAGAUGGAUUUCUCAUUGCACUUACCACUGACGGGAUUAUUAUUUAUGUAUCUGAUAGUGUCUCCUCUCUUCUUGGACAUUUACCGUCAGAUUUGGUGGACCAAAAUAUAUUAAACUUUCUGCCUGAGCGGGAACAGAGUGACGUAUACAAGCUCCUUUCUCCACAUGUGCUCAUGACAGAUCCUGUUGCAGCUGAUUUUCUAAACACUGAAAAGCAAAUAGAGUUUUGCUGCCAUUUAGCAAGAGGAAGCUUAGAUCCAAAUGAGCCCCUAACAUAUGAAUAUGUGAAAUUUGUAGUGGAUUUUAAAUAUUUUACUCAUGUGCCUACACCCUCCUGCAAUGGCUUUGAAUCCGCUAUUGCAAGAGCAUUCAGGUCAGCCACAGAAGAGCAGAUUUGCCUUGUCGCAACUGUUCGUCUUGUUACGCCGCAGUUUUUAAAGGAGCUGUGCAACAUUGAAGAGCCAUGUGAAGAAUUCACAUCGAGACACAGUUUGGAGUGGAAGUUUUUAUUCUUGGACCACAGGGCCCCACCUAUUAUAGGUUAUUUACCCUUUGAGGUUCUGGGAACGUCAGGUUAUGAUUAUUACCACGCUGAUGACCUGGAGCUUCUCGCUAGGUGCCAUGAACACUUGAUGCAAUUUGGAAAAGGAAAGUCCUGUUACUACAGAUUCUUGACCAAAGGCCAGCAAUGGAUAUGGUUGCAAACGCACUAUUACAUCACGUACCACCAGUGGAACUCCAAACCUGAGUUCAUUGUUUGUACACACCUUGUAGUUAGUUAUGCAGAGGUUCGAGCUGAAAGAAGGAGAGAUCUUGGCCUUGAGGAGUCAUCAAUCGAACUGGCCUCUUCUUCUUUGAAGAGUCACAAUAGUUACCUAGACAUCAGGCAAUGUGGAAACAACCAAGAAACCAGCAGGGACCGAGUGUCUGUAUCCUCGCCUAGCUCCCGGCGAUCUUCACACACCGCACUCUCCGACUCAGCAUCCACAUCAUCCAUGCGGCACACAGAGGCCAGCACUCCCACCAGGCAAUCAGUCCCGAUGGGUCAGCAGGAGAAGGUGUCUCUGAGGCUGGCCUCGAGCGGGAGCGCACAGGCAAUAGUAACUCCUCAGGCAUCCGCUGAACAUCUCACUCAGCACCAUGUGGCCCAGCCAACAAUCCCCUCGCAGCAAGCUGUGAUGCCAGUGUACCACUUCCCAGCCCAGUUAGGGAUGAUGCAUCAACUAAAAGAACAGCUGGAGGAGAGGACGCGCAUACUGCAAGCUGACAUCAAGACACAGCAAGAAGAGCUCCAUGUUAUCAAAGAGCAGCUCCAACUAGUGCAAGAUUCCAAUCUGCAGAUGCUGAUGCAACAACCUAUGCCCUUAGUCUUUAACAACGUACAACAACAGAGCCCAAGAAGGCCAUCCCAACCACAGCAGCCUGGGGCAACCAGGCAGACCACAGCCAAGAAGUCUCAGCAGCAAGGCCUUAUGGGAUCCAAACACUACAGUGCCCCACACUUACCGUCACCACAUCAAUUCCUCAGGGAACCUUGUGUCACUUCCUCACAGGUACAGCAGCAGCAGCAGCACUUAAUGAGAGGCAGCCAGGCCCAGCAAACAUGUCUGCCAGCGCAGACAAGUAUUUCGAUGCCCCUCUACAACAGCCCCAUGGUGUUUUCCCAAACUCAGCCCAUCACUGUCUCUGCUCAGAUGCCAACGGAAAUGAGCGAAAGGCAACAACCGUCUGACUACAGCCAAGAUAGGAGUCUAAGAAUGUUGUUAGAUCAGCCAGUCCAAGCCUUGAUGCCCAGUGCUAAUGGCAGUAAUCAGUCAUCACAAAACAGUGCUGGCAGACAGCAAGCCAAAUUUGUUCCAGAACAGCAGAUGCUGCCUCCCCCAUUACAGAUGCAGCCAAUUACAUGUAGCACAGUCAGGGCUCCUGCCCCUUCUCCUGUAUUUACCCCUUCGGUCAUGAUUCCACAGGCCAACUUCACCUCCCACCAGACGCAACCUCCAGUUCAUCUCCACCAAUGGCCACCCCAACAACAGGUUCAGCAGCAACAUCUCUACCUGCAGAUGCAAGCCCCAGAGUCGGUCCAGGGGAGUCAAAAUCAGCGUAUUUUCCAGCCAUCUCAUAUACCGCAGCAGAAUACCAUGGGCUACUUCCUCCAGCCACAGCAACAAAGCCACCAUCCGCAGGGUCAGUCCUGCAACUUACAGGACUUGCCUGAAAUGCAGCUGCCCUGAAAGCCAGGGCAUGAGGAGAAGGUGAUGAGUCGCAGCUGCUGUGUUGAGCAGCAGUCAGGGGAAGGACGGCGAAAUUCGAGGCGAGAAGGCCCUCCUCAUGUGCCAGAGGGGUGAGGGUUAGCCCAGAGGGAAACAUGGCAGCAUGGAGGAAGGUCCCAGCAGGAGAGCAGGAUCGCCAAAUGGGUACCUUGUCGAUUACCAUUUUUAUGUAUUCAGUCCUUGAUGCGGCCCAGCGACAGGAUCAAUGCAAAGUCUGGAUUCAUUAAGCACCAGGACCGUUCGACUAAACACAGUUUAACUGUGACCAGCUAGAACUCCCGUUCACAUACAUCCUGUCAACAUGGGCUAUUAAGUGCUAAAAGUAUUUGGAGGCUAAAAUCAGGAUAGUAGGAACUGGUCGUGGUGCUCUUGCCUGCCAAAGCUAAUCUGCAAAGGCGGUUAGAGACUUGUUGAUCAAAAAUGGUUGACUUAGGUAGGAAAAUGAGCUCUGAAGUCAUAUGUGGCUGUUAUUGGUCACUAAGCCAGACACAGCGCAGCAGGACCAUUCCUUUGGACUGCAAUAUGGAUUUCUAGCUGCAGGCACGUUAUUAAUCAGGUCAGUGCAAAGAUCACUUUGCAACUGAGAAAAUAUUUUCAAUUCAGGACACAGACGCUCCUUUUACAUAAUGCUGAAAUUCACUGUGAAUUUAAGACCAGUGUUCGGAACACAGAAAACUGUCAGAAUCAGCAGGAUCCCAGUUAAUUAUCGUGUACAUAAUUCGCUUUGUUGUAGUAGGUUCAUUGUGGAUUUUGUUUCCUUUUUUCCUAUACCUCAAUCCCAGAAUUAGUUUUUUUCAGAUGAUUGGAUAAUGCUGCUAAUUUCUGUACCACCACUCUUGCCUAAAUUUCGUACUGUUGUUAUACCAACUCACGUCACCAGUAAUAAGAUACGUGUGCAGAUAAAUUUAUAUGUUUUUAUUCCCUGGAGCCAAGUAUUUUUCAGGGUGUACCAACAAGGAGUCCUUAUAUUUUCCACGGGACCUUGCAGUACAUGCUUCUUUACACCUGAAAAUCAGAUGAAGGCAAACUUUGUGGUUUUGCUAGUUCAUGUUUCAAUUUGGCAAAGCUGAAAUUUAUACUAACGAUGACCCAGGUGAUAUUCCAAGCCUAUAGGGUUAGCAAUAAAUUGUAUUUUUGUAAAUUGUCACUUUUUAACUAUAUGUUUAUAUUUAUGAACUGACAAAAAUGUCUAUUCCUCAGUGGGUGUAUAGUAAAGUGGCCCUACUGUUUGUGUCUUUCCAAAGGAAAAUGAAUAUUUAAUUUUUAGAUGGUUUUUUUUUUUUUAGUAACUGAGUGUUAGAUUUGGGUCAUGCUCGAUCCCAAACGCGGAAGACAAUGUAUGCCAUUAACACCAGCUCUGAGACAAUGCUUGGAUACUUCCUUAAAGCAAAAAAAAAGCAAUGGCAAAGUCAUAACAUUGUGGCUGGCCUCGGAAUAGAGUUUAGGGAAAGGUUAUUGUCUUCAUCCGUCUGCUCUUUCUAGGCCCUUUUGGGACCCCUCCGUCAGCAUGCGCUCGCGGUGCCAGCCUCUAGUAGUUGAGAUGAAACAGAUGAGGCUGAACGCGUGGUGAGGUCAGGUGGAUCCCGGGCCGGCUCCAGGCACCAGCCUGGCAAGCAGAUGCUUGGGGCGGCCACUCCGGAGAGGGGCGGCACGUCCUGCUCUUCGGCGGACGGUCCCUCACUCCCGCUCGGAGCGAAGGACCUCCCGCCAAAUUGCCGCCGCAGAUCACGAUCGCAGCUUUUUUUUUUGGCUGCUUGGGGCGGCCAAAACCCUGGAGCCGGCCCUGGCCGGAUCAUAGUGAGCAGUAGAGCUGUGCUCAGCAUUGCUUGGAAAAGGUGACUGUAAGUCACCAUUGGGCUGCCAAACCUACCAAAGCCGGGCUCACUUUGCGGGAAUGCUUUAUUUUUAGCCAGCUCCCAAAGGCUGUUCAGGCACCAUGGGCUCACCGGGCAUAGGGCCCCACACUCCCCUUCCCCCCCCCCCCCCCCGGUCCACACCCCUAGGCUGUAUAGCAGCCCUGUGCCACAGCAGACUUUCCCGAGGCAUCCUCAGCUACAUUGCCCUGGUGGCGGCUGCGGUCCAGCCAAGCAUCUGGGUUAUGAUGUUUCUUUGGCCACUUUAAAAACCAUUUCCAAAGAACGUCAAGGUGCAUGUUCGUUUCCAGGCCUGCCUGGGCGUGUUUGGGCCCCACCCGCACUCGGCUAUUGGGCGCCUGCUUGUGAAACUGACCGUGGACACUGAGCAGAGCUGGGACUGAGCGUGUUCGAAGCGGGGUGCCUGGCUUUGCCUAGGAAGGGUGUGGAGCAACUGGCAGGCUCACCCCGGCUGCAGUCUGGGUGCCCUGCUGCUGGCGGCAAUACUUGUUUGCACCUUGCGUGGGGCAUUGAGAACCAUAUUAAUUAGGUCUAAACAUUUUAGUAUUAAAACUCAAGUCACAGUUCGAGUGACUAAGGCUAGGUCUACACUACGGGGGGGGGGAGGUGUGAGGACGGCGGCGAGUGAGGACGGCGGCGAGUCGACUGCUGCCACUCCCCCGUCGACUCCGCUUCCGCCUCUCGCUGCAGUGGAGUUCCGGCGUCGACAGCAGAGCGACCGGGGAUCGAUUUUAUCGCGUCUACACUAGACGCGAUAAAUCGAUCCCCGAUAGAUCGAUCGCUACCCGCCGAUCCGGCGGGUAGUGAAGACGUGCCCUAAGAGGAGAGCAGUACAUACUGUUAGGGGAGAGCUCCGUUCCAUCAGGCUACACCCUAGCGCUGCGCAGCCAGCAUCAGUCACCAGGGGAGAAUAGACAUGUGUUAGCUGUUUUCAUAGCUUGGUUGGAGCCCCGUGUACAAUAUGCUACUAGGCCAUGGUGGUGUAUCUAGAAAAGAAGGGAGCUUAACAAUGAGAGGUUGAGGAGGCAAAGUCUAACCCCCUAGCUGUACUGUAUGACCUGGGGCAAACGCAUAGGCUGGAAUUGGCAAAUGUGCCCAUUUUUUUUGGCUGGCUCAGUGAGUGUAACUCAGUUUUUGGCCAAGGCAGCUAGGGUGACGGUUGGGCUUGCAAGUUGGGUACCAAAGAUUAGCCAGCAAAAAAAAAGCGACAGAGUCCCUGUGGCACCUUAUAGACUAACAGACGUAUUGGAGCAUAAGCAUUUGUAGGUGAAUACCCACUUCAUCACUCACGAAAGCUCAUGCUCCAAUACGUCUGUUAGUCUAUAAGGUAUCACAGGACUCUGUCAGUUUUUACAGAACCAGACUAACACGGCUACCCCUCUGCUACAAAAAAAAAAAUGUUGGCCUUAACAUCACUGAGCUCCUGUUUAGAGUGUGUUUACCCACCUCAGCUGCCAGAGGUAUAGGAAUGGGAUUGUCCCUGCCAAUUCCUUGUGACUGAAGCGUGUUGUAAUGUCAGGGACCAUGGCUGGAAAAAUGAUGUGCAAUAGCAACCGCCUUCCCACUGACGGCCUCAAACGUCUACUUAGCAAAGUGUUGUUUGUAGCUGUCUUUUACCUGCAAAUACAAGGGGCACCAAUUGUGCCCGUGGAUGCACUUGGGUGAUCCAUGCUGUGGCCCAAAAAUGGCCCCACAUGUAUAACAGGACGUGCCUCUUGGGAGCCAUUGGCCGACACACUCGCACUUGGGGCUACAGGCAAUUGUGCAACGUGUGGUACGUAACUAACACUCGCACUGAAGAGAGGGUGUGUUUUGCUUGAGGCCUGCUUAGGGCCUCUAAGAGCCUGGUUGCCGCCGUGUAUCCAUUCCAGGGGUGUGUCAUGCUACAGCAAAUGUGGCUGAAAAGGCAGAUAGCUACGGCCGCUUAGCAUUAGUGCUUUGGGUCAUAGGAACCCUUAUGGCUGGGCGCGUUCGCAAACUCCUCAGCAGGGCUCCGUGGCUGGUAUAGACGGCAUGGAGUCCGUAACCUCCGUAUCUUCUGCAGGGGCCAGUGGGGCUGAGCCCAGGACUGCCCAAGCAGCUGGCUCCGGGGCCUGUCAGGACAGCCACACCAGCCGCUGCAGCAGUCCCCAGCAGCAGUGCCAGUGCCCCCCACCCCCUCCAAGAUUUAAUUACAGAUAUAAGUCAUGGACAGGUCACGGGCCAGGAAUGGUUGUUGCUUGGCCGUGACCUGGCCAUGACUUUUACUAAAAAUACCCGUGACUUAACUGUAGCCUUACUCAUGAAGGAUGUGUCUUUGGAAAGGAAUGGGAUUCCACUGACAGUAGCAGUUUGUUCGUUCAACUCUUGAUUGAUAAAAAGGACUGGGGGAGGGAGGAACCAUUGGCAUUCAGGGUCCGGCUCCUCUGAGGCUGGAGGGGGUCCUACCCAGUUUGAGGAGAGGUGCACAGUGGUGGAUUAGUGGGCCAAUUAAGAGGGCCCCCAUGAAAAAUGGGCACUCCACACACAUCCCCCGACCUGCUCCACCAGCCUGGCACUCCUGCCUGUCAGGGGAAUGGACUAGCUGGCCUGCAGGCAGAAGAGGUGGCGAGGCCCCCCCUGGCUCUGGCCCCACAAACCCCUAAUCCAAGGCUAGGGCUAAUUGCACUAAGUGUAGCCCAAGCAGCGUGAGGGCUGGCUGCCCGCCAUGAAAUUCCAGCUGCACCCAAACACUCGUCACUCACACGGCUCAGCUACUGUUCGGUUUUUAGCACGUGCAGUCUACAGCUACAGGCACCGAACAUGACCCCGCCAGCCCCAGUGCAGGCGUACCCUCAGAUACAUGCUCGACACCCAGGCUGUUUUGCUGCAGCUGAAGGUCAUUGGUGCAGCACUCAAGGAACAAACAUACACACACCCUAGUUCACAAACCGGUGUAGGGCAUGGCCCUUGUACAGGCCCAGCAUCCAGGAUGUGCCCUUCAGCACCAGUGAGCGUCGUCAGCCUGGAGCUCAGGCUGGCCGAUAGCUGUGCGGUGCUGUGCGAAGGCACUACCACAGCGUCUGUUGUGGCACCCGUCUUACAUUUGCCAAAGGGGGUUGGGGUUGAAAUUUUUUUUUGUUUUAAACAAGCUUGUGUUUAAACCCCCCACCCCCACUCUGUGCGCAGUACCUGCCACUACUUUUGAUAAAAUGCUACGGUAGCCUUGGCUGACUUCGGGCCACUUUGGUACAGUAUUGCACUUGGAAUGUGUUUCAAUGAGGCCAAGACAUGGACAAAAACGUGUUAUAGGAAACUGGCCAGUUAGUUAUUAUACAGAUUAAUCACAUUCAAAAAAGCACUAGAUAAGUUCAUGGAGGAUAGAUCCACCAACGGCUAUUAGCCAGGAUGGGCAGGGAUGAUGUCACUAGCCUCUGUUUGCCGGAAGCUGGAAUGGGUGACAGGGGAUGGAUCACUUGAUGAUUACCUGUUCUGCUCAUUCCCUCUGGGGCACCUGGCACUGGCCACUGUCGGAAGACAGGACUGGGCUAGAUUAACCUUUGGUCUGACCCAGUACGGCCAUUUUAAUACUUGCUUGUGGGCUUUCGCACGCUCGCGCUUGCUAAAAUUAAGGUGGUGGCAGCACAGGUGAACCCCUGUGACUACAUCCUUGUAACUGAAACCAUCACGAUAAACGCCCUACCAGCCUCGGCUCUUUUGAGGCUUGUUUGUUUUUUUAGCCCGUGUAGACAGGCUUUUGUACCGAAACACGUUGGGCGAGGGGGACGCUAGCAUGUGCUGCAGCCAGUGUGAAUGCAAGGUGUGCCUAAAGGCCUGGGCCGGGUUGCCUCAAGUAACAGCCACACACUCGUACGCUGCGCCAUCAGAGACAGCCGCACUGCCUGAGCAACCCUUCCAACAGCUGUUUGCCCCUUUUUCACAUCAUUAUUAGGUUGGCCCCCAAAGCCAAUAGUUUAACUGGAAAACAAAGUAAGCUGGCAGGGAAGAAAGACGGGCGAGGAGCUUAUGCAAAAGCCAAUGUUAAAAAAAAAACAAGGCCCAAAAAUUCUCAUCCUCACUCUUUGUGCGGCUGGGCUGCUGUCUCUGGUUUGGCCUUGUAAACCAGUCAACUCUGCUGCAGGCAGCGGGGGCUAGUGUGAAUGAGGCCAGCAGCCGGCACUGGGCUCUCCACUAAGGCACAUUGUAGUGCAGAGAAAGCCCAGGUUUUAGAGAGCUCUCUGAGGCCGAAUCAAUGCAGUUGCCUUUUCAUUGUUGCUUAUGGAACACAGCGCUGGACAAUUGUCCAGCUGAGACUUACAUGGCUACUAUGUGCAAUAUGGGCAUCCUCUGCCAGCUCGUUGCAGGUGGGAACGGCUGGGAGCUGUGACAAUAUGGCCUUGAGGAUGGCUGCUAUAUGUGGCUGGGGAGAGUGGGGUGGGGAAAGAAAAGAGGCUAAAUGGUGGCCCUAGAACGCAGAGUUUGGGACCCUCUUUUGGAUUGGCCUUUCAAAAAACAUGCACUUUAUUAAGAAAAAAACCCCUACCCCUUCUUUCCACUGUCUAUCACCCCUGUUAGUGCAAUUUGGCUAAGAGAGUCGUGAUGUAUGUUGACAAGCCCUGGCUAAUACUGGCCAUGUCACUAUGACUCAUGUGAAGAGGCUGCUUUCAUCAAGGCGCAUUCUUUCUUGCCGCCUUCAAAGCUCCUCCCAGUUUUCAGACAAUCAUGAGCGCACCACACUGUUGAGGUCCUUACUCAGGUUUUACUCAGUUUCUGUUCAGUCCUUACGCAGGCAAUCUCCUGUCGAUGCAACAGGAGCCCAACCUGUGUAAAUACUGAAUCCAGACCUCAGCCGUUGGCCCUGAGCUCUCUCAAAUAAAGCGAUCCUAUUCAGGUUACCGUUGAUUUGUUUACCUCUGUGUUAACGAUGGCCUGUGUUUUUGUGACCUGUUUGGAAUUGCCUAUUGUCAACUGGUUUCGGUAAGCAGGUGGGCUUGUCCACUUACAAUGGGAUGCACAUUCUACCAGCAGUAGAGACUGGGAUUAUUCCUGUCCUUUGGACUCUAGAACCACCACAAAGUGUGUCCAAAGAUUGGCGCCAGCUCAGAGCGAGACACCUUAAGUCAUAAACAUUGUCCGGCUUUCCAGUACACACGUGUAUACACAUUUGGCCACACAAUUCCAGACCUCUGAAAACACAGGCAGCUUUAAUUCAAAUCUUGCACUUUUAGCAUAUUUGUACAUUAUAAGCUAAAGCCUGGUGGUGAUAACCAGGCUGGUUUGACAAACACAGUGAAACAUUCUUGUACAUAUUGUACUAUAUCCCCUGUAAAAACUUAGACUUGAGUAUGAAGAUGAGUUUAUUUUAUAUGAUGUCAAAUAUAGAUACAUUUAUAAAUGUUAAAGUAUUUUGUAAUGGAAAAAAGGAAGUGUCUUAUGAAGACAGUUAGAUUUUAUUGUUGUCUUGCAUUACAUGUCUCUGCGCAGCUCCAUUGGAUAGGAGCCGUCGCAUCUCGACAAGCUUUAACAGAGUGUACAUAGUAUUUUGGAAGAAAAUAAAAGUAUACUUUUAAGACCUCUUACACGUGUGCUUUGCUUGGUACUUACAGAACAGUCCAACUGGAGUUUCUAAGUCUUGAUCGGGGCCGUGGAAUGUGGCUUACGAACACCGCAAUUGGCUCAUCAUAUAUAAUUGGCCACACAAAAGCAACUGUGGUGGGUGGCUCACAACAUAGGCUGGGCCUGUUGGGUGUAGAGCCCAGAAGCCGUGGGGAACCUCACGAAGGGAGGAUAGCAGAAAGACAGACCUUGCCUGGUUGGGAAAGAAGGGAGGAGCGACAAACCCCUUUGGGAGAAGGACGAGGAUGAGGUAGUGGGGGAAAAGAGAGAGAAGUUAACAGGAUUCCCAGCCCUCAACUUUAGAAUUCUGAAGGUAAGGAUCAUACAUUGGGAUAAAUCAAUCCCGGGAUUAGAAAUCUGGUCUCCUCUUUGACUGCAAUGUUCCUUGUUCUCCCAGCUUUCGCUUGUUUCUAUCUCUACCUAGUGGCAUUGACAGCGGGAGGCUGGUUUCUUGUGCCUCUGUUUAGUCCUGUGUUUUGGUUAUUGGUUUGGCAAAGACUCUGUAAAAAUGGAUUCUGCUUAUAGUGUCUGAACUGGAUCUGCUGCCUAUAACUGCUAAAAUCCACAUGGCACUGGGAGUGCUAGGGUGAUCAGAUGUUCCAAUAUUAGGGGCUUUGGCUUAUAUACGCACCUAUACCCUCCACACCCUCGGGAGAAAAAAGGGUCCAGAAUUUUCACACUUGCUCUCUAGUCAUCCUAGGAAGUACAUACCAUCCGUGCACUGGCUUCCUGUUUUUCUCAAGGUGCGGGGAUAACAUUUAAACCCCAAAUGCUCUGGGACUUGACUACCCUCUCCUUGCAUUCCAUCAACUGAGUGGUUUUUAGCUCUCAGUUCCAGGGGACACAACAUUCUCGGACGACUGAAGGCACAGCCUUCUCCAUUAGGGUCCCACCUUUGGAAAGUUUCAUUUCAUUCACUAAGGUCCUGAACUUUGCUAUCUUUGCACACCCACAAUUCCCAUUUCCUGCAAAAGGGUAAGGCUGCCUUUUGCAAAAGCCAGUAGUUCACUGCAGCAUUCCCUGUUACUACAGUAAAUUAGAGAGAUUCUGCUUUUAGUAAGUAUUAAGGAUGGGAUUGGCCUUUGUGAUCCUGAAGGCACUUUUGAAAAUCCCAUGCUGGUUAAACAUUACAGUAAACCUGGAGCUCACUGAAAAGGGAACACCAUGUCUCCAAAGCAGGUUUUUUUUCUUAAGUGAAACAAGUUUAUUGAUAUCUCAUUACUUACAGUACUUUUACUGCAUACAGUACAUUGUAUAAAAAGCCAACGUGCCGGCACAUAAACAUGUUUUGCAUUCUCGGUGAUAGAACUGUAGCAAAAAGACAAAAUAUCUUUUUUCUCUGGAAAUAAAUUGGAAUAAUUCUGUUAAGAAACUCUUUUACUCAAAUAACAAUUACAAUUAAAUAUAAGAAUUUUGUAUAGUACAACUGGAUGGAGGCUCUUUUAUUAAGUAAAUAAACAUAUCCAUUUCUUAGUUGCCAUGCUGGCAAACUACUAAAAAGAUCAGUAUGUUAGGGCCAAUCUACCAGUACUGAACAAUUACUGUGUUGGAUGGAGUGAACCUUAAAUGAUUUUUAGUACCAUAUGACUGAGCUCACCCCUAACUUCCUAGAAAACAUUAAAGUGCUUGUCUUUUUCAAACAAUUACAAUAUUGGGUCCUGUUCUUCCUUCAAUCUGUAAACGUAACAUCCAUUUUAGUGGGAGCGCCACAGUGAAUUUGCCAUUCCCAGCUGAAACUGUUAAAAGGUCACCACUGUGUCUGGAACUGCGGUCAAUCCUGCCACAGUUCUGACUGUGCUGCUGGAUGGGUG
Chrysemys picta bellii (western painted turtle) is the source of this 12258-nucleotide messenger RNA. NCBI's taxonomy places the organism in Eukaryota, Metazoa, Chordata, Testudines, Emydidae. The record is from RefSeq and is a predicted model, not a curated record.